Plectropomus leopardus (leopard coralgrouper) is the source of this 2949-nucleotide messenger RNA. It is a transcript of the gene pdzd7a, whose product is annotated as PDZ domain containing 7a. Gene Ontology annotation, biological process: auditory receptor cell stereocilium organization; sensory perception of sound. NCBI's taxonomy places the organism in Eukaryota, Metazoa, Chordata, Actinopteri, Perciformes, Serranidae. The record is from RefSeq and is a predicted model, not a curated record. Gene Ontology annotation, molecular function: protein binding. Gene Ontology annotation, cellular component: stereocilium tip; plasma membrane; cilium.
AUGGCUCACUCCUCUCACUCCUCUGACUGGAGGGGGAUGACAAAUGGAGGGGGGCACCCCCACUUCAACCAUGGAGGUCAAGCCGGGUGUUCCCAAAGCACCACGCGGUACAUGCUGAAGAAGCAGCACCGCCACAGACGCAGGUCCUCCUCACCGAUGGGCAGGGUCAUCCUCAUCAACGCACCUGUUGAUGGUGGGGAUGACAGUGAAGACAUUCACACGGUGACAGUGGAUAAAAGUCCAGAUGGGCGUCUGGGCUUCAGUGUCCGCGGGGGCUCUGAACAUGGACUUGGUAUAUUCGUCAGCAAGGUGGAGGACGACAGCUCUGCAGCGCAGGCUGGGCUGACUGUGGGCGAUAAGCUGAUGGAGGUGAACGGUGUCAGCCUGGAGAGCAUCACCAUGAGCAGCGCCGUGAAGGUCCUGACAGGAAACAACAGGCUACGGAUGGUGGUGAGACGGGUGGGCAAGAUCCCCGGCAUCCGCUACUCUAAGGAGAAGACCACAUGGGUGGAUUUGAUUCACCGGCGGAUGGUGGUGGAGGAGAGCGGUCGUACACCAUCAGAGGCCAGUUCAGACAGCGCUCUCCGCAGAAUCGUACAUCUCUUCACCACAUCAGAUGACUACUGUCUGGGCUUUAACAUCAGAGGAGGCAAAGAGUUCGGACUGGGAAUUUAUGUUUCCAAGUUGGACCCAGGUGGGCUUGCAGAACUACACGGCAUAAAAAUGGGCGACCAAAUCCUGGCAGCCAACGGCGUCAGCUUUGAUGACAUCACCCAUAGCAACGCAGUCGAGGUCCUGAAGAGCCACACACAUGUCAUGUUGACCAUCAGGGAAGCUGGGAGAUACCCUGCAUACAAGGAGAUGGUGGCAGAAUAUGGCUGGCUUGACAAAUUGGCCAACGGAGGCCCUGUACCAUCCUCCCAGGGUUCAGACUCCAACUCCUCUGCCUCCUCCCUGUCCUCCAGCACCCCUCUCAGCUCCCUCAGUGGUCUCUCCCAGGUCCUCUUCCCUCCUAUCUUUGGCUCUGAGAUGGUAGACGUCGCCAUCUCCACAGAGGACCGCUCUCGACGUCCUAGCAGUGCAGAGCGAACUGCAGACACCGCCAUACAGACAGACCCCCACCCACCAAACUUGUUGGACUACCACUUAACUAAUGGGUCAUACCCUAGGCUGGUCGCCACAGAAACCAGUCGGACUGUAGGUGCCACAGUGCUGCUGAAGGACACAGUCAUACGUGGGAAAGGGGAAGGACCGAGGGAGAUGGGAGGAGCUGGGGAUGGAGGGAGAAGACAUGCGAGGAUGCCGUCAUCUGGGGACCAGGAAAUAGUGAAACACUCACCUAAGACAGCGGCACUGAUGGCCCUGAGUAAACCUCGGAAGCCAAUCAGACGUUCACAGAGCCACAUCACUGAGUCAGAAGACAGACAAAAGAAGAAGAGGCAACAGAAGGAGAGGAACUCUGGAGAGGGUAAAACCAGCCUGCAGCGAUCCAAAACCUUUGUCAACCUGUUCUUUAAGAAAGAUCGUAAAGAGAAGAGCCGCUCCAAGUCACCGUCUCACCAUGCCGACAAAGAUAAGGAGCGGGGCCGUCCCUUUCAGCUCUUGACCUCCCCGAGGGAAACCUGUGCUGGGGUUAAAGACAGCAGCCUGCAGCCCCGACCAGAGACGCUGCAGCACGUGGAGGACAUGGCAAAGAAACUGCUCAGCCAGGAUGAGGUGGCUGCUGUGAUGAGACACUGUCGGCGGUUUUUGAUUGACAAAGUUAUUGAGGAUUUAGUUCGUCCCCUUUUGGCAAUCUUGGACCGGCCAGAGAAACUGCUACUUCUCAGAGAAAUCAGGAUGCUGAUACCUACCACUGAGCUCAGCCAGUUUGACAGCAUGGUCAUGCCCUUUGAGCUGGAGGCAUAUGAUAUUCUCAAAAAUCGCUCCAUUCGUUCUCCAGCUCUGCGCUCUCCUCGCAGAGGAACCCCUCGACGUCACCUCAUCACCCCAAUUCCAGACUACAGGGGUGGGUUCCACCUCCAGCCAGUCCAGGACACGCUGCGGGAGCGUCAACUGAUUGAGGAGUUGGACAGAUUGCGUUUGUCCAGCCAACAGUCAGGCCAUCUGCCUCCGUCCCGUGCCUUCACCCCUCUGCUGGAUGUACCUGUGGACAGCUACAUGUCAUCCACUGUGCGCUCCCGCUCCCUGAGCCCCUCACCCACCAACAGCUUCCUCCUUACAGAAUCACUACACAGCACCCAACGUGGGCGCCAACCCCAUCGCUCCCCAAAUAGAAGAGAGAACGGGGUAUCUCGGUAUGAUGAGGUCUCCUUGUUGUCAGUGUCUGACCGAGGAGAUGUGGCUCCUGAACGAGGGAGGUCGCCUGUGAGGAAUGGCCAUGGGAGAGUGAAGAGGGAUGCAAGUCCUGACAGUAUAGAUGGCAGACGGAUAAGGCAGGAGGGCUACACAGAGGUCAGUGUACGUGUUCCCUCACAGCGGCGAGGGAGAACCCCUUUGGCUGAUGUGUUUGAGCCCCAGAGAGACAAGAGUCCGUCCAGAGGCAGAGAGAGCAGCCAGCAGAUAAAUGGACUUUCACAAAAUGGUCACGGUGUGAGAAGAAGAGCAACACUGCCACCUGAGGAGUAUGAAAUCAAUACUUUGACUAUCUCUAAGGCCAAGCAGUCACUGGGUAUUAGCAUCUCUGGAGGUAUGGAGUCUAGAGUCCAGCCCAUGAUAAAGAUUGAGAAAAUCUUCCCAGGUGGAGCUGCAUCUACAAAUGAGGCUCUCAAGGCAGGGUAUGAGCUGUUGUCUGUGGAUGGCGAGAGUCUGCAGGGAGUGACUCAUCAGCACGCAGUGGACAUUAUUCGCAGAGUGUUCAGCAACAAGGCCAAAGACCCCAUGAUUUUUGUGGUCAAGGUCCCAAAGGUCCUUACCACCUCCACAAGCCCCAAGAGACCUGCAGACUAA